UCCCCCGGCUUGUUUUCACUCGGAGUGAGCGAUCGGAGUUGACAAAACAAAUGUGUACCGUGGAUUGAAGAGUCGGUGUGUCACAGUUCAGGUGGAUCUAGAUGAUGGACACGGAGAAGAGAGUCCAAGGGAAUACAUGCGGACUACUCGAUCAAAUUUCACGAAUAAGUAAUUUCUAAACAUUUUCUCAGACUCGUAUGACAACAGUGGCCGCUGAUUGUCCUCGCGCAGGACAUUGAGUGUCUGGUGCCGAGUUGUAUUUGCUACCUUGCUGCGAAGUUCGUGUUGCGCUUACUUGAUUAAGUGAGUUUUGAACGCGUAAUGAGGUUUACAUUCGCGAGGCCACUUGUUGAAAUCGCACCCAACUAAGUUCAGUAUUGUGGUCAAUAGCAUUGUUUUGACUCAUUGAACAUUAAUUUGGCUGUUCAAUGAGUCAUUCUGUUGUUUUAAUGUUGGAUUAUGUCACGGCUGACUCUACCUAUCUCACCAAGCAUUGUCAAUCAAGUACACACAUUUAGACAGUUAAACGUCGGCCAAGUGUCUACUUCAAAUAAUAACAAUAAUGGUAGACAGUUAAAAUAGUUCUGUAAUCAUAUAAAAACGAAGUAAACGUUUUUCUUGUCAGAUUUACAGUAUUUAGCUCGCUAGCUGGAGGACUUGAUGGUUUUGUGACUCUAAGCGAAAUAUUUUAGCUUUUCUGUUUGGGAAUUGCACAGUAUUCAUAAUCUUGUCGUUGUUUCUUCCCACGAUACAAUAAUAUAACAUUUAAAGAGCUGGUUUGAUAAAACCAAAUAAAUCAGUCUUAGCUAAACUCUUGAAUAUUUAGCGAUGUCCAGUUUCCUGACAAACUUUUAGCAAACAGAAAGUCGAUAUACAUACAAACAUUGGCGCUUCAGGGAAAAACAGUUUCAGCACACCAUCGUUAUUUUUCAAAUUUGUUCAAUUAAGUCAGUUAAGUUGUUAAUGCGACUGUUUCACCACGUUUUCCUGCUCAUUUACUGUGUGGUAGAGCGCUUGUCAUUUAACUGACCUCCUCAAACCCAUCUAAAGCAUCUGGACUGCGCUCUUACAUGCGUUUCAGACAUGGGGGGACAAUUUAGAUACAUUUGAUUCUCAUAUCGCGAAAGAUCGACACUCAUUUCCCUGACAAGUUGAUCUGUGGCCCAACUAUGUCGGGAUCCCCGGGCUCGAGUGGCUCCAACCCGCGGAAGUUCAGCGAGAAGAUCGCGCUGCACAACCAGAAACAGGCGGAGGAGACGCGGGCCUUUGAGCAGCUCAUGACAGACCUCACCGUCUCAAGGGUGCAGUUUCAGAAGAUCCAGCAGCUCCGUUUGUCUCAGAACCGGGCACAAUACUACGGUGGCUCUCUGCCCAACGUCAACCAGAUUGGCAAUGCCAGCUCUGAUUUCCAGGGGACAUUUCCCUCUUGCCUGGACUCUGUAAGAGGGACCAGACAUCAUGGUCUAGUGGAGAGAGUCCAUCGAGACCGGAAUCGGAUCAACGCUCCGCACCGCAGACCCAUUGACAAGCACGGACGGCAGGCUGAGAGUUCUCCAUAUGGAACGAUGUACCUUUCUCCUCCCCCAGACAACAGCUGGAGAAGGGAGCAACCUCCAUGGACCGAAGAGAAACGACCUGGAUUUAGAUUAAUAUCGCAGCUUAACAGAACAAACUCUGACUCCGCUCUGCAUACCAGUGCCAUGAGUCCAAACCCACAGGAUCCUUUUGGCAUGAACCAGCAGAUGGGCAGAGGGCCUCCCCAGCGGAACGCGAGCAUGAAUGAAGCAGAGGUCGAGAAUACUGGAGAUGUGUUCUCAUUUCCUGGUGUCACUAAUGAGGAGAAUAUGCUUGGUGUGAAUAAGCCACUGCCCAGACAGUUGUGGGAGGCCAAAAAGGUGCAGUCUCUGUCCUCCCGGCCAAAGUCCUGUGAAGUGCCUGGAAUCAAUAUAUUCCCCUCUCCAGAGCAGAAUGCGGGUCUGUCUCACUACCAGGGCACGUUAAACACUGGUGGCUCUUUGCCUGAUCUUAGUAACCUGCAUUUCCCCUCUCCGCUCCCCAAUCCGCUGGACCCCGAUGAUGCCGGAUAUCCCAACCUGAGCGGAGGCAGCAGCACCGGUAACCUCCCUGCAGCCAUGAUGCACCUGGGCAUUGGAAACUCUCAUGGGCUGUCAUCCUCCCUAAGCAACCCUUCCAUCCAGGCGUCACUCAGCAACUCUCAGCUGCACUCAUCUCUCAGCAAUCCAUCCAUCCAUACAUCUUUGCGUCUCUCCUCGCUGCCCAACCCUCCUCCGACGGGCAUGGCGAGUUCACCCAGGAGGCGGCCGACCCCCAUUAGUCCUCUGACACUCUCACCAGGGGGUGAUCAGCGGCGAAGCCUGAGCAAGCAGCUCUCGCCGACAAUGUCACCCUCUCUAUCUCUGAUUACACAGGGGGUUGCCUUGGACACCAUCAACUUGCAGAUGGAGCCACCACCUCCAUACCCCCUUUACCAGCAAUCCCAGCAGCCCCUGCAGCAGCAGCAACAGCCUCCCCAGUCCCAUCUGUCUAUGCAGCAGAGUUCCCAGCAUCAAGUGGUGCAGCAACGACAGCCUCAAGGCAACCGCCAGCACCAGCAGCAACAACAGCACCAACAACAGCACCAGCCUGUGUCACCUCUGCAGAAUGUCCAACUCGACUUUAAUUCCAGUGCUCACAACAGCAUGGGAGCAUUCUUUAAUGAUCCCUUAAUGGAAGCACAGUUCUCUGGACGUCAGUCCAAGUGUUCAUCCUAUCAGCAGGAUCAAUAUAAUAUGUUGGAGAAUGCCAUGAGCUGUGUGGCAGGUGGAUUUGACCCUUCCUACUACUUCUCCCAGGCAGCCCUCAUGGGCUUGAGCGAUAGCCAUGGCAAUCUGCAAGACCAUCUUCAGAUGAGGCCCAACAUGCUCUACUCUAAUUUUGGAGGAGGAGUGCCCAACAUUAUCCUUACCGAUGACUCCAAUCCCAACCUGUCUAAGGACAUCAGCAGCGUGUUAUCAGCCGUGCCCGAGUGUUUAGACUCCGAAGGAAUUUUUCCAUUGGAGGAUGAACUUCGUAUCGAGCCACUCAGCCUUGAUGGACUGAGCAUGCUCAGUGACCCAGAUAUGGUCCUGCCUGACCCCUCCGUAGAGGACAGCUUCCGCAGCGACAGACUUUGAAAAACCACACGCAUGUAUACACACGUAAAUACAAAGUCCAUGAAGACUAAAGCACAGAACCUAUAGCACUCACAUGUUCUAUACAAAUACAAAAAGAUGAACAUGUCUUGUCAUUUUUUACAUUUCCUCAAACCAAGCGCAUGCAUAAACACUACAUGUUGAUAUAAAGUGAAACAUCAAACAUGCAUGACUCAUUGGCCAUUCUCGCUCGGCAUGUUCCAUCUGCCUCCUAAUACACCGUUCAUCACUCAUCAGAUGUGUGAAACAAAUCUGGGUGCUUCACACGUGCUAUGACCUGUGAAGAAAACGAACCAAACAUGCAAGCUUGGACACAUUUAACCCACAUUUAUACUGUGUAAUCUAUUAAUUGUGCAGAGUGACAAUCAGAACACUGAAGCCCUAGCAAUGCUAAACAGAGACCACCAUUCUAACAGUGAUGGCUGGUUUGGGCCCUUGAACUGCUGGUCUUAUUGUAAGCCAUGUAACCAAAAUGAAUGUGUUUGUUUUACACAUUUGCUUCUGCAUGUUAUCAGAAGGUCACACCAGCUUUCAGUCACACUUUCCAAAAGGAUGGGAAGCCUCCCUGGACAAUCCUCUCUUUAGGCUGUGAAUGUGAAGACAGUGCGAUGACGACAAUAUGAUGUGUUAUGGAACAGAAGGAGUCGACAGCCGGCCUAAUACCAGCCCAUAUUGAUGCACCAAAUGCUGUGAUACGAGACACCAGCAAGAUUGUCUGAGCCUUGCCCUCUCCACCCUACCCUACCUAUGUUUUAGUACCAGGACCAGAACAUGCAUGGUGUGAGGUCCUCUGUUGAACUGCUUCUACUCGCCAACAGCCACAUGUAACGCCUCCCGCAGUGCAUGUUGUUGUUUAUAGCAUGUGCUGAGCUAAUUGGGUAAUAUUGCUGUGUAACAGGUUCUCUGGCCAAUCAGUUGUCAUCUUGUUUGCAACUUGUCCGUCCGUCCGUCCUAUCACAUACUCCGAAUGUGGCCAGUCCCCUCAGUCAAAUGAUAGAAGAGAAUUCAAAAGACUUACGCCUCUACUCAGCACAGUCAUACUUUAUAAAAAGAAGAGUAAUCUAGCGGUGUAUAGAGCAUUAUUUUGAAAAUUCUUAACAUGUUUGUUUUUGUAAAAAUAGAUUUGCCACAGAUAUAUAUAUAUAUAUAUGCCUCAUAAUUUUCUGUCUUACUAGAAUGUAUUUUUGAAACAGAAAAAGGGGCAAACUGUUUACAAAGAACUAUGAAUAAUAAAUGUGAGUAGGCGCUGAAAUUUGUAUGAUUUUGGUAUAAUUCUGAUAUCAAAUCAUCCGCAGUCAGUAAAUAGAAGCUUUGGCUAUGCAGAACUUUAGCACAGAUGGCUAACCCUAGACCAUAAAAAGUAUCUAUUUUACUUGUAUAUUUACUAUAUCUGUGUGCUUAUUUCAGAUUUUAUACAGACUUGUAAUGCAGCUUAUAAUGUCAAUUGUAUUUGUAUUCGUUCAUCAUGUUUUUUCCCUUUUGAACUUUCGUUGUGGACGUCUACUUUUGUGAACGUUUCUUGUGAUGGUGUUUUUCAGCAUGGGCCUUCUCUCUCUCUCUCUCUCUCUCU
This is a messenger RNA of Xyrauchen texanus (razorback sucker), 4761 nucleotides long. RefSeq names its product CREB-regulated transcription coactivator 3-like. Lineage: Eukaryota; Metazoa; Chordata; Actinopteri; Cypriniformes; Catostomidae. The transcript is spliced from 15 exons. Gene Ontology annotation, biological process: positive regulation of transcription by RNA polymerase II; protein homotetramerization. Gene Ontology annotation, cellular component: cytoplasm; nucleus. Gene Ontology annotation, molecular function: cAMP response element binding protein binding. The record is from RefSeq and is a predicted model, not a curated record. Bases 1170 to 3173 code for a protein of 667 amino acids.